ACAGACCACUAGUAAAAUUUAUGCAUUUGAGGAUUUAAAGGUCAUAGAUUGAACUACCUCGUAGCUAUAGAUAGAGUUGUAAUUCCUAAUUUUUGAUUCAUGCAUUUUUUGUUGUAAUGCCCUAUACCCUCUCUGGAGUAUUUUUUUUUUUUUUAAAUGGUCAUUUCAGAGGCACCCAUCCUUGAGCAGUAUAAGUUACAGUCUAACGCUCUCACACCUCUCCUCUCUACAACACACAACCCCAAAAUUCUCAAUCCAACAACACCCUUUGCACACAUAAAACACAAUUUGUUUGCUUUGCUAAAAUGAACUCAAGUAUUAUUUCCAUACUAAAAACCCUAAAUUUAAUAGUGAUGGCUAACUUAGAAUCAUAGUCCAAGAUAUCCGUCUCCGUCGUGAGAGAAUGUUCAAGGCUGGAGUGUUUCUUGCUAGAGCAAUGGAAGCAACUGCAUGGAACCCUGGAAACCUAAUGGUCGCAAUCGCCAUCCAUAAGAAUCCAAGUAUUUAUGCGGUUAAAGCUAUUGAGUCGUCCCAGAGCUUGCUUAAUGAGGCUGCUGUGAGUGAUGACAGAUUGCUCAAGAUGGAUCCCAUCAAAGACCGCCAGCCACUGGCGAAUAUCCAGAAUACACUCCUACAGAUUGGAGGAUUACUCACCUUGAAAAAAGAUCUCUAUGCUGCGCUUAAAAAUAUCAAAUUGCGUCUUCAGGAGCUCCAGGGAGGUAUGUCUAACAACAUUGGUCAGGCUGUUGCAGAGGUUCACGACUUUGUCUGUUUCGCCACAUUUGUCGACUUGAUCCACCCGCAAAGCUCCAUCUUGACCUUCCAAUCCAUCAAGGAGGCGGAGAUUCGCGCAUCCAAGAUGCCAUACCACGAGGCUCGCCAGGCGUUUAUCGAACUCCGCCAGGCUUACGACCUGCAGGACCCCGUUGAGGGAUUCCGUCUAAGCAAAGCCAGGGAAUUGCCUGCAAUUACUAAGUGCAUCAUGGAACAGUGGCACAGAGGUUAUGUUUCCCACGCCUCUGCAACUGGAAAGGUAAGUAUAAAAAACCACCCCUUCUCUCAGUAUUUCUUAUCUAGCACCCCCUACCCUGCACUAUACUAACAUCAGCACGUAGGAAGUUAUUCCUUUCAAGACCGUGUUUGGAUGGUGGAGUCAGUUCAAUCCCUCAUUUCCGAUUGAUAGCGUCGUCAGCUAACAAUAAACGGCCCCCGUUUACAGUCAAUUAUCAGCGCAAAUUUAUCAGCCCUCCCCAAGAGAAAACUACGCCGGUUGUGCAAGAACUUAUCAGCAAAGCCUAUAUCUCGAAGACCAAGUUGCCCGAGGACGAGGACCAGCAACCAUGGAUGCAAGAAGACAAGGAAGCUUUUAAGGCCGUGACCGACCUAGCCAUCUCUAUGACCCCACUUUGCAAAAACGUCCCCUACCCGGAGCAUGUUAAACCAAACCCCCAGAAAAAAAAGCAAUUGCCGAUCUACACCCAGUUCGAAGUUGACCCUCAGAACCAACCGCUCUGCCAAGAACUCCAGAAGCUGUUGGCUCAAAUUUACGAGCUUUUCGAAGAAAAUUCGUGCAAAACUUUUACUAUCAUGACCAACACUCACUAUGGCAAAGUGGAGAACUACCUUAAGUGCUCUACUCAAGACCAGUUACUGUCUUCGAUAAAGCACUUGAAGUAAGUUACCUUCCAAGCUUCAAAGUUUUUUAUUACAUCAAAGCUAAUCUCCAACAGUGCCGUCACCUACUUCUUCACUUCGGUCCGCCAGGUCAGGGUUGUAGUUUCCAAGGAUAGACCCUGGGCGAGUCCUGAGCACCGCAAGGUUGAAGUUCCGAUCCUUGAUGCCGUUAGCAAGGUCUGUAAUGAUCCCACCAUUACAGACGAAGAGCAUCUGGCAGAAAUUACCUGCAAGAGCUUGCCUCAAGUUGGAAUGCACUGUAAGUUCUCCCAGUCACUAGUUUCGGAUAUUUGCUGACUGCCGAAUGUAAUACCUGGAAUAGUCCUUAUCAACUACCGCGGUCCUAUUCACGGUCCUGUUCCCGGUCAUGUUCACGGUCCUGGUCACGGUCCUGUUCACGGUCCUGUUCCCGGUCAUGUUCACGGUCAUGUUCACGGUCCUGGUCACGGUCAUGUUCACGGUCAUGUUCACGGUCCUGGUCACGGUCCUGUUCACGGUCCUGUUCCCGGUCAUGUUCACGGUCAUGUUCACGGUCCUGGUCACGGUCAUGUUCACGGUCAUGUUCACGGUCCUGGUCACGGUCCUGUUCCCGGUCAUGGUCACGGUCAUGUUCACGGUCAUGUUCACGGUCAUGUUCACGGUCCUGGUCACGGUCCUGGUCACGGUCCUGUUCCCGAGGGUCACUAAACUCUACUAUUCCAAGUAG
Tuber aestivum (summer truffle) is the source of this 2380-nucleotide messenger RNA. The record is from the annotation of a GenBank genome assembly. NCBI's taxonomy places the organism in Eukaryota, Fungi, Ascomycota, Pezizomycetes, Pezizales, Tuberaceae.